AUGCGAGGUAAAUGCUCGUUCUCAGACUACGAUUUCACGGACGCGGAUGAUGUAGACGUGACCAAGUGUGUCAAGCCCAGCGCUAGUAUUGCAAUAAAGGCCAACUCCGGGAAGAAGUCGUUUGGUGACAAGUCCUCGUCGAAGACAGCCCACCCAACCAGCGCAACACCGACUAAGCACGCCAAUACCAACACGGAGGAAACUGCACGCCGUUAUGAGCUGCAGAAAGACACACGCGACGGAGAAGUUGCAUCUCCCCGUCUGACCACACAGUUGACGAUGUCGGACACGUUUAUGAAGAUGACAGCGCUGGCGGCAGCAGUGACGAUGCUGAACAAGAGGACUAGCAGACCAGCAAACGCAAGAAGUUUCAUUUCACCGCUGAAGACGACUUGA
This is a messenger RNA of Phytophthora nicotianae INRA-310, 396 nucleotides long. RefSeq lists its product as hypothetical. Lineage: Eukaryota; Oomycota; Peronosporomycetes; Peronosporales; Peronosporaceae. The transcript has 2 exons. The record is from RefSeq and is a predicted model, not a curated record. Bases 1 to 396 code for a protein of 131 amino acids.